AUGGAGCCUGAAUCGAGCCCGCUGCUGCAAGGCAGUCCGCCAUCUACGACGCCGGUCGAUUUUGCUGGUUAUGCGCAUGCUGGCGGACGCCGCCGCACGAGAUUAUAUAUGUUGAUUUAUUUGCUCGUCUUCCUUGACUGCUUCUCGGGAUUCCUCCUUGAUGUUCCUCUCAUACAGUUGCUCGAGAGGACAGUCUGUUGGCGCGAGGCUCGGCGCGAUAGCCUCCUUCUUAUGGUCGAUUCUCCUCCUUUUUGCAAGUCUCCGGCGGUGCAGCGCGAGGUGGCUAUUAUCAAUGGGUUCAAAGGGAGCUUUGACUCAUUAUCUGGUCUUCUCACGGCCUUGAUUUACGGCUCUCUCGCGGACAAGAAGGGCCGAAAGCCCAUCAUUAUUCUUUCCUUCGCCGGUCUAUAUCUGCACCUUUUGUGGAUCCUGUUUGUUUGUAUUACUCCUGCUGUCUCUCUCGUCCUCGUGGCUCAGCUAAUCUUCAGUGGCCCAGGCUACAAUAGGAACAUCAUGCCAACUCGCCUGGUCUGGACGGCCUCGGUAUUUCUUAUGAUCGGCGGGGGGCACAAAGUAUUCAUGUCCAUGCUAUAUACGAUGUUGAGCGAGGGCCUCUCAGCUGGAAUCUCUGGCGGAUUAUACACCCUCAGCGGAAUCAAGAUGCUCUCUUCUACGUUCUCUCCCCUCAUGAGCGGGUUUCUCAUGACCUUUAAUCUCUGGACUCCAUUCCAGCUGGCGUUGCUUUUAAAUUCGAUUUGCUUCCCGGUUAUGCUACUUCUUCCCGAAACAUUGACGCCGCCUCCACGUGCCGCGUUUCAUGCUGAGCGAGCUCGGUUGAUCCAGCAAAGCACAGCGGAUCAACGGCCAGGUGAAUCUCCAAUGCUGCUCGUCCCGACGGAGCCACCAACAACUAGUGGCAAUACGGUCCUCCAAGACGCCGCCGCGUCCAUCUUACAACUGAUCCGACAGAGUCUGGGCAUAUUCUCGCAUCAGCGGCAACUGUCAGCAAUUCUUUUCGUAAGCAUCAUGCAUUCUUUUACCAUCUCAAACACAUUGAUUCUCCCACAAUAUGCCUCUGAGAAACUGCACUGGGAGUUUCAUCACACCACUACGCUACUGUCGAUCAAAUAUGGCGUCACACUUCUCACAACUGGAAUUCUCUUUCCCAUCGUCGUUGUGAAGACGCAACAUAGACCAAUUACGGCACAAAGAGCUCUCAAUUUGCGAAUCAUCCAGGCCUGUCUGUGUUGUUCUUCAAUAGGAUAUCUCUGCAUUGCAGUUGCAACAGAACCCGUCUCGUUUCUUGCAGGUGCUGAUCCCCCCCCGACCGCCUUGCGUUUCUUCAAGCUUUUGUGCUGA
Molecule: messenger RNA, 1359 nt
Organism: Trichoderma aggressivum f. europaeum
Lineage: Eukaryota; Fungi; Ascomycota; Sordariomycetes; Hypocreales; Hypocreaceae
Exons: 3
Coding region: 1-1359 (452 amino acids)
Biological process (GO): transmembrane transport
Cellular component (GO): membrane
Molecular function (GO): transmembrane transporter activity
Source: RefSeq, a predicted model, not a curated record